Molecule: messenger RNA, 1343 nt
Organism: Ilex paraguariensis (yerba mate)
Lineage: Eukaryota; Viridiplantae; Streptophyta; Magnoliopsida; Aquifoliales; Aquifoliaceae
Source: the annotation of a GenBank genome assembly
UAUGAAGCAGACGGGUGUGAGUCUCAGGUAUAUGAUGGAGUUUGGGUCCACACCCACCGACAAGAAUUUGCUCAUUUCCGCUCAGUUUCUUCACAAAGAACUUCCAAUUAGGAUUGCCCGGAGGGCUAUUGAGCUCCAGACCCUGCCUUACGCCUUAUCCCAAAAGCCCGCUAUUCUCAAAGUGCGGGAUUGGUAUUUGGACUCUUUUCGUGACCUUAGAUCCUUCCCAGAGAUUAAGGAUAAGAUUAAUGAGUUGGAAUUCACCGAAAUUAUCAAGAUGAUUAAGGUCAGACACAACAAUGUUGUUCCUACAAUGGCUUUGGGAAUCCAACAGUUGAAGAAAAGUCUGGGUCCCAAGGUUGAUUACAAGGAUCUUGAUGAAAUUCACCAGUUUCUGGAUCGCUUUUACAUGUCAAGAAUUGGUAUUCGCAUGCUUAUUGGGCAGCACGUGGCAUUGCAUGAUCGCAACCCUCCUCCUGACUGUGUGGGUUAUAUACAUACAAAAAUGUCUCCUUUAGAGGUAGCACGAAGUGCCAGUGAGGAUGCCCGUUCCAUUUGCUUACGGGAGUAUGGCAGCGCUCCUGACAUUAAUAUCUAUGGAGAUCCUGAUUUUACAUUCCCUUACGUACCGGCACAUUUACAUCUGAUGGUAUUUGAGUUGGUUAAGAACUCCUUGCGUGCAGUCCAAGAGCAGUUUAUGGACUUGGACAAAAUUGCACCUCCUGUUCGAAUAAUUGUUGCUGAUGGAUUAGAGGAUGUUACCAUUAAGGUAUCUGAUGAAGGGGGUGGAAUACCAAGAAGUGGUCUCCCUAAAAUUUUUACAUAUCUCUACAGCACUGCUCAAAACCCUCUCGAUGAGCAGGUAGAUGAACUGGGAACAUCUAAUGUGGCAACAAUGGCUGGUUAUGGAUAUGGGAUUCCAAUAAGCCGCUUGUAUGCUCGAUACUUUGGAGGGGAUCUGCAAAUCAUCUCUAUGGAAGGAUAUGGGACAGAUGCAUAUCUUCAUUUGUCUCGGCUGGGAGAUUCUCAAGAACCCUUGCCUUGAAUAUACUGGUCAUGGCUUCGGCUUCAAAAUUCUUGAAUUCUUCAAAUCAACUCGUGUAAAUACUUGAACAUGGGAAAAUUGACUUCAUUGUUAAAGGAAUUAGUCGCGGCCAAUUCCUUUUUUGGCCACUAAAAUUGCCAUCUUUCUUGUAGUACUUUGCGUAUCUGCUUUGUCAGGUAUUAUAUAUACUCAUUAGCACCCUUGUCAAACACCAUGAAGUAAAAACAAAGGAAAAUUUCACCAUUCACACUGAAGAAGCAAACGACUGUCCAAUAUCAGUUCUUCUAUUGAAUUGACU